GUGAGGCAAGGCCCUGCAGCACUCUCACUUCUUCUCAGCUGUACCAGACUGACUACAUCUGAUCUACAAGAUGACAGGUAUGAUCGUAAAGAACAUGUCCUUCAAGGUCGGGCAGACCCUGACCAUUGUUGGAGUCCCCAAGCCUGAUGCAUCAAAUUUCGCAGUGAACAUCGGCCCAGACGAUCAGGACAUUACUUUGCAUAUCAACCCUCGUUUUAACGCCCAUGGAGACGAGAGGGCGGUGGUCUGCAACUCUUACCAGGGAGGCAACUGGUGUGAGGAGGUCCGUGACGGAGGCUUUCCUUUCCAAAUGGGAGAGGAGUUCAAGCUCGCCAUAGAAUUCACCCCCACAGAGUUCCAGGUGAUUUUAUCUGAUGGCUCUACAAUCCACUUCCCCAACCGCAUGGGUGCAGAGAAGUACUCCUUCAUCAGCUUUGAUGGGGACGUUCGCAUCAGAAGCGUUGAAAUCAAGUAAACCCCCCUCCUCCCAAGGAAAAGUUGGAUUGAAAUUCAGUUUUUCUUUUUCAAAUUGUCCAGCAUAAGGUCACCUAUAGCCACAGCUACUAAGUUACUGAACACAUGUGGUAUCUGCAGUGCCUUGCCAUCACACAACGUGUUAUGCAAGAAUUUAGCUUGUUGACAUGUGCAGAUGCAAGCAACCAUAGACAGAAAUGAGGACAGAUAAGAUAGACACAUACAAAGCCAUAAUACUCAGAUGUACACACAGAAAGCCAAACAGUAAAUAUUGCAACUGCGCACUUGACAGAGCUACCGACCGACAAGCAAACCAAACAUAAAGUAGUCCCAGGCUCAUGUUAUUGUUAUUUGCUUUUUAGUUUGCAGUGUUUAGUUGAAAAGUACCACAUAAAGUAUGAUCAUGUGUUCUUUAAGGUGCCUUGAAAUGUCUUGCAUGCCCUCUUGUUUUCCCUCCAGACAUUCCAGAUUUAUAACUGAGUGUAAUGCUUGCCUUUACAACAUGUAUUAAAGCAUUUCCUUUUAUGACACUGA
Molecule: messenger RNA, 1008 nt
Organism: Chelmon rostratus (copperband butterflyfish)
Lineage: Eukaryota; Metazoa; Chordata; Actinopteri; Chaetodontiformes; Chaetodontidae
Product: beta-galactoside-binding lectin-like
Exons: 4
Coding region: 71-475 (134 amino acids)
Molecular function (GO): galactoside binding; carbohydrate binding; laminin binding
Source: RefSeq, a predicted model, not a curated record